This is a messenger RNA of Phaeodactylum tricornutum CCAP 1055/1, 1401 nucleotides long. RefSeq lists its product with no specific name. Gene Ontology annotation, molecular function: ATP binding; nucleic acid binding; RNA helicase activity. The record is from RefSeq and is a predicted model, not a curated record. The transcript has a single exon. NCBI's taxonomy places the organism in Eukaryota, Bacillariophyta, Bacillariophyceae, Surirellales, Neidiaceae. The annotation marks the transcript as partial.
UUCAACCAGCUGUCAUUGUCUCGUCCGCUGCUACGUGGUGUUGCCGCUAUGGGAUUUGUAAAGCCGACACCAAUCCAAGCCGCCGUUAUUCCGCUGGCUUUGGCGGGAAGGGAUAUCUGUGCUUCCGCCGUCACAGGUUCAGGGAAAACAGCUGCUUUUCUCUUGCCGAUUCUGGAGCGCCUGCUGCAUCGUUAUUCUGGCCGCACUAAGGCUAUCAUUUUGACACCUACACGCGAAUUGGCGGCUCAGUGUUUGGGCAUGCUGACGUCGUUUGCCCAGUUUACCAAUCUGAGGGCGUCGCUCAUCGUUGGUGGUGCCAAAAACGUGAACGCACAAGCGGCCGAGCUGCGGUCUCGUCCGGACGUUAUUGUUGCGACACCUGGUCGCCUUUUGGACCACAUCACUAACUCGGCUGGUGUAACGUUGGAAGAUAUUGAGAUCUUGGUACUUGACGAAGCAGAUCGUUUGUUAGAUUUAGGCUUUCAGGAUGAAGUACAUGAAUUGGUCAAGGCAUGUCCCGUACAGAGACAGACUCUUCUAUUCUCGGCAACUAUGAAUACUAAGGUAGAUGACCUAAUUCAGCUCAGUAUGAAACGCCCAGUUCGAGUUCGAAUAAGCGACAAGGCGAACAGUAUGGACAUUGAAGUGGCGCCGCGCUUGGAGCAAGAAUUCGUACGCGUUCGCGCUGGAAACGAAGGAGCUAACCGCGAGGGAAUGCUGUUGGCGUUGCUUACACGAACAUUCAAGAAACAAACAAUUGUUUUCUUUGAUACGAAAGCCGCCGCGCACCGUUUAAUGAUCCUUUGUGGUUUGUGCGGGAUUAAAUGCGCGGAGUUGCACGGCAAUUUAUCCCAGCAACAGCGACUAACAGCGCUUGAAGAGUUUCGGAAAGGCGACGUCGAUGUUUUGUUAGCCACCGACUUGGCGGCGCGAGGUUUAGAUAUUGAUCGCGUGAAGACCGUAAUCAAUUUUGAAAUGCCGUCACAGGUUGCUACCUACGUCCACCGCAUUGGACGUACCGCUCGUGCAGGUCGAGGAGGUCGGAGUUGCACGCUUAUUGGCGAGGGGCGUCGACACUUGAUGAAAGAACUAAUCAAGGACGCGGAAGUCAAGAAUAAACGGCACACCACAGGUGACACAGCAAAAAGUUCGUUUGAAUCAGGUGUGAUUCGAUCACGAACAAUUCCUCCCGCCGUCAUGGGUCACUUUGUUGCUAAAAUACAGUCUUUGGAAACACAUGUAGAUGAGGUCUUCCAAGCCGAAGCCAUCGCAAAGAUGGACCGACUAGCAGAGAUGGAAGUAAUCAAAGCGCAAAAUAUCAUUCAGCAUUCUGACGAGAUUAAGGCACGCCCUCAACGUGAAUGGUUCGCAUCCGAGAAGCAGAAGAAACUUACAAAGGAA